Messenger RNA from Harpegnathos saltator (Jerdon's jumping ant), 1967 nucleotides. It is a transcript of the gene PhKgamma, whose product is annotated as phosphorylase kinase gamma. Lineage: Eukaryota; Metazoa; Arthropoda; Insecta; Hymenoptera; Formicidae. Gene Ontology annotation, biological process: glycogen metabolic process; protein phosphorylation. Bases 328 to 1572 code for a protein of 414 amino acids. The transcript is spliced from 9 exons. Gene Ontology annotation, cellular component: phosphorylase kinase complex. Gene Ontology annotation, molecular function: ATP binding; calmodulin binding; phosphorylase kinase activity. The record is from RefSeq and is a predicted model, not a curated record.
UCUCUCUCUGUCUCUCACCUUUAUACUUACCGCGAGGUGCUAUUGAUAGUCGUCGAUGCUAGUCGAUGCUAUGUACAGAGUCGCGAUUGCGAGACGCACGGACGAUCGAACGACGAAGGUGCAACCAAGUGCGUGAACAUGAAAGUGUGGUCGGACGACAAAGAUUUGGAUAGCGUGCUCGGACUCGUUGUCGACCCUUCUCUACCGUUGGAGGCACGUUGUUUUUGGCGCGUUUACUAAAUUCCAUGCGAGAAGAGAAGCGUCUACGUUCCGGUGUGUAUAUUUUAUGACUUGCCAAGCCGUAUCAGAUAAGUCGCGGUGCGAAGCAUGGCGAAAGAAGAAGGGGACGACGUGCUGCCGGACAAGGACGCGGCGAAGGGAUUCUACGCCAAGUACGAGCCCAAGGAGAUCCUAGGAAGGGGAAUAUCCUCCACUGUGAGAAGAUGCAUAGAAAAAGAAACAGGUAUAGAGUAUGCGGCUAAAAUUAUAGAUAUCAGUAAUGAAACUCAUGAGGAUGGAAUGAAGGAUGCCACUCUACAAGAAGUACAGAUACUUCGCAGGGUAGCUGGACAUCCAUAUAUUAUUGAAUUGCACGAUGUCUUUGAGUCUAAUACAUUUAUAUUUUUAAUUUUUGAACUAUGCAAAAAUGGAGAACUAUUUGAUUAUCUCACAUCUGUCGUGACGCUUUCUGAAAAAAAGACACGGUAUAUCAUGAGGCAAGUAUUUGAGGGACUCCAACAUAUACACAAUCAAGGGAUAGUGCAUAGAGAUUUAAAACCUGAGAAUAUAUUGCUCGAUGAUAACUUGAAUGUAAAAAUAACAGAUUUUGGUUUUGCCAAAGUGUUGAAGCCUGGAGAGAAAUUGUACGAUCUUUGUGGUACACCUGGUUACUUGGCACCAGAAGUAUUAAAAUGUAAUAUGUUUGAGACUGCAGAAAGUUAUGGAUUUGAAGUUGACAUAUGGGCCUGUGGUGUAAUUAUAUUUACACUAUUAGUAGGCAGUCCUCCAUUCUGGCAUCGAAAGCAAAUGGUUAUGCUUAGAAAUAUAAUGGAAGGAAAAUAUUCAUUCACAUCUCCUGAAUGGGCUGAUAUAACAGAGGCUCCAAAGGAUUUAAUAAGGAAAUUGUUGGUUGUUGAUCCUAGGAAAAGAAUUUCUAUAAAAGAUGCACUAGAACAUUCUUUCUUCCAUACUGUUCUAUGGGAUCAAGACAUCGCUCCUCUAAAACGUUCUCUAUCGUCUAACUCGCGACGUCUGAGUAGGAUAUCUCAGUUAGCUUUGGAAUUGAAGGCCAAGUCGUUUAAUGCACGGAAAAGAUUCCAGCUAGCAAUUAUUUGUGUACGAGCUGUUAUUCGCAUCAAACGACUCCAUAGUACACCAGAACCACUUUCGACACAGAUAGUUUGUACCGAUCCGUAUAGAAUAAAAGUUUUGCGAAAGGUAAUCGACGGCUGUGCGUUCCGGGUCUAUGGACAUUGGGUAAAGAAGGGCGAAGGUCAGAACCGCGCGGCUCUCUUUGAAAAUACACCAAAGACAGAAUUGAAGCAUCUAUACGUUAGUAACUUAAGUAGAUAACUAUUACUUUGCUAAAUCGUUCUAGUUAAAUUUUACCGCAAAUCGGAAUCUCCAUGGUCGAAUGUUCUAAUGAAAUAUGUUAGACAAAUUUUUAUCGUUACGACAUUACGAUUAGGUAACUAUUGAUCAAAUUGUUCAGCAUUGUUCAGCAAAUUUAUACUCAUAAAUUAGUGUUGAUAUUAGUACAAACAAUCGGUAUAUAUGUCAACACAAACUAAAAUUAUGAAGAAUUAAUUUCUACACGAAAUAUUUGAACACAAAAGAGCAAAAUGUAACAUUUCUCUUGUACUAUAUUUUUAAAUAUAUUUAAGGAAUCACAUUGUCACUAUACAUUUGCAAUCACAUUUUUUCAUUGGAAUAGGAUCAGCGUAUUUAUAUAUAUAUAUAGUUAUCGG